UAUAUUUAAAUUAAUUAAUUAAAAAACAAAUUGAGAAUGGAGCUGAAAACUGCUUUCAAAAUUCAGGCUGCUGGUUUAAAAUACAGGCCCCUGCUUUUCAGAGUGUUUGUUUUCAAAAGCAGUUACAGUUUCAGUUUACCCCCAAAACCCACCAUCUUCGUUCUAAACCCAAGCAAUACAGUUACACACAGAUACACAGAAACCAAGAAAUUCAACCACAGAGAGAGAGAGCUAUGGAUUCUUACCAUUGCAGCAGGUGCAUCAAGCUCUUCACGUUCACGCUUCCCCUGUUGUGCCUCCUGUCUUUGAGCUCCACCGCCGCCACUUUCCUUCCGCCGCCCUCCUCCGCUCUACUCGCCGCCGACACCCUCCGCACCAGAGGCUAUACCCUCUUCGCAUCCGUGAUUGUCUCUUUCUCGUCGACGGCCAACUUCACCGGCACCCUGCUCGCCCCGCCGGACUUUGCGUUCUCCUUCGCCACCGCCAAAUUCUUGACCAACCCCCGCCCCUCCAUCUCCCUCCUCCAAUACCACACCCUCAAACCGCCGUUCGUUCUCACGUGGCCGGACCUCUCCUCCCACGACGACGGCGAUGAGCUCCGCACUUUUUUCAACAACAACUGCCUUUACCUCUUUAAGAAAUCGUACGGCGCCGAAGUUUCGAUUUCUUCGUCUCCGUUCAGGAACCCAGCCCUGGCGGUCAAAAUCCGCCAGCCAGAUCUUUACGUGGACGAGCAUCUCACCGUCCACGGAAUCGACGGCGUAUUGGACCCAACGUUUGCUAGAAAAUGCACUGUUUCAGAUGUUGUUGAUCCGGCGGCGGAGUCCGGUUCAAUUCUGGUGAACCGGGUUUUUCUCGACCGUGCGAUGCGGGUGUUGAGGAGGAAGGGGUACAGUGUGGUGGCUGCGGCUAUGUCCGUCAGAAGAUCAGAUCUGUUAACUUUGACGUCCGUCACUGUUUUCGCAGUUUCCGACGAGAAUCUGUUCCUGAAACCCCAAGGUUUCCGUUACGAUUUCCGUCACCACGUCGUUCCGUCGCGGUACUGUAUUGCAGGUCUUUUGGCUUCGAUGUCUGUUGGAAUGGAGGUCGGCACUUUGGCUCCGAACAUGACUCUCCUCGUCAGUUCCGUCGACGGCGCGGUUAACGUUAACGGCGUCGCGGUGGACGUGACGGAGGUUUAUCGCAGCGGGUGGAUUGUUGUGCUCUCAAUCAUGACGUCAUUGGAUGACGCCGUCAAUUCUCAAGGCAAAUCGCCGUUUGCCGCCGCAGUAUCCGACGAUCUGACUCCUUCUCCGACUCCAUUUUCCGGCGUUUCUGCGCCCGCUAAUUCACCUAUAAUUCCUUCUCCCAGUCCACUUUCCGGCGUUUCUGCGCCGGCUAAUUCACCUAGAAUUCCUUCUCCGAGUCCAUUUCCCGGCGUUUCUACGCCUGCUAAUUCACCUAUAAUUCCUUCUCCGAUUCAAUUUUCGGGCAUUUCUGCCCCUGGUAAUUCACCUAGAAUUCCUUCUCCCAGUCCAUUCUCCGGCGGUUCUGCGCCUGCUAAUUCACCUAGAAUUCCUUCUCCGGCGCCUUCGUACUAUGUGGAAGCUGUGAACGAUAGCCCUAGCCCAGCGCCGGUUAAUUCAGAUCUGACUCCAUCUCCGGAGCCAGAUCUCGACAGAGAGAUUGACGAUUUAUCCCCGAGCAUCGUAAGUACCAUCGGCAGCCCGUCGCCGGUUCCGUCUGGCCAGAACUCAGAUUUUUCUCCGUCACCGGCAUCUCCGACCAUCGAAAGUACCACCGGCAGCCCGUCGCCGAUUCCGUCAGGGCAGAACUCCGAAAUUUCUCCGUCUGGGGCAGCUCUGAGCAUCGUAAGUACCACCGGCAGCCCAACGCCGGUUCCGUCGGGGCAGAACUCAGAAAUUUCUCCGGCGCCGGCGGAUACAAUAGAUGACGACGGUGUCACUCAUUGUGAUUUCAACGCCAUCGGGAUCGAAGGAGGAGAUCUCCUCUGCCCGAUCAGCACUGCGAGGAAAAUGCGGGAAACAGAGAUUUUCAAUGGUGCUGACGUGGACGAAUCUAAGCCGUCGGAUGCUGACAGCCAAGUCACCGAUGAUUUGACUCGAUCUGACGAGGUCAAAAUUGCUGAGAAUGUCAACAUUGCUGAUGAUCUAUUCUUCUACAUUUGAUUGUUUGCCACGUGGCCUUGUAUAUCUUGCCAAAUUUUUGUAC
This is a messenger RNA of Erythranthe guttata (spotted monkey flower), 2211 nucleotides long. RefSeq lists its product as uncharacterized. NCBI's taxonomy places the organism in Eukaryota, Viridiplantae, Streptophyta, Magnoliopsida, Lamiales, Phrymaceae. The record is from RefSeq and is a predicted model, not a curated record.